Molecule: messenger RNA, 674 nt
Organism: Dioscorea cayenensis subsp. rotundata (Guinea yam)
Lineage: Eukaryota; Viridiplantae; Streptophyta; Magnoliopsida; Dioscoreales; Dioscoreaceae
Exons: 6
Coding region: 132-482 (116 amino acids)
Source: RefSeq, a predicted model, not a curated record
UUCUGUGUUUUGAGCGUGGAAAAUGAUGGCUACGGGCGGUGAUCCAUCGAGACCUCAACCUGGAACCGCCGCUGGAGGUGGUGGUGUUGGCACACGGAGUAGUGUGGACGGCCGAGGAGGAUAAGAUCUUGAUGAUAGGGUUCAAAAAGUACAACCAGAAGGCCACUUUUGCCGCAUGUGAGGAAAUUGCUGCAGCAUUGCCUGGAAAGACAAUCCUCGAUGUGGGCCUGAGGUGUGAAUGGUUGUUGGUGGCAAAAAAAAUAAAAACUCUCUCAAAUUAUCAUAUGGUGCGGCCAUUAGCACACAUGUCUAGCGAAGAUAAUUGUGAGGCGAGAAGAAACCUCCUUGACUCAACUGAAGAUAUUCUGAAGAAAGUUCGUGAAAAUCCCCAGACAAACGAAAACAUGGAACUUCUCUACAGUGCAUUGAAGAAUAUUGUCAAAUUUAUGGAGUAUUACUGGACUAAUGGUGCCCAAAAGUGAGCGGAGAAAAAUGCCACUUCAUGUGAAGUUGAAUAAGUGACUUGCGUAGUUUAUGUUGGCCAGAGUUCCAAUUCAUCUUAUGGUGCAUUAUCACAGUAGGGAUUACUUGUUCAAAUUCUCUUGCAGAUAUACAUUAGUUUUUUUUUUCGAAUUUCCAAUAAAAAACAAGUCUUUUAUUGUCCAAUGUUCUCA